Molecule: messenger RNA, 1682 nt
Organism: Trifolium pratense (red clover)
Lineage: Eukaryota; Viridiplantae; Streptophyta; Magnoliopsida; Fabales; Fabaceae
Exons: 2
Coding region: 135-1352 (405 amino acids)
Biological process (GO): nucleosome assembly
Molecular function (GO): DNA binding; structural constituent of chromatin; protein heterodimerization activity
Source: RefSeq, a predicted model, not a curated record
AUUUCAAACUCUCUUCUCAUUCAAACUCUCUUCUCAUUCAAUCUCUAUCACUCAUUUCCUAUUCAAUCUCAUUAUCGUUCGAUAACCUCAACAACGCUCAUUCUCAACAUCGCUCAUUUUCAUACUGAAGAUAGAUGGCUCGAAGGAAGUUACUCGGUUUCCCAUCCCUCGAGUAUAGUACUAGUAGCUAUUCUACAUGGACUGGUUCGGUAGAAAAUAUAGUGGGAAUGAGGCGCCUAUCUCAUCUCUUGUUUUCGAAAACAAAUGAGCUUUCUACUAUAGAUGAAAUUGCAUCUACAAUGAUUGGUAGAGCUUUACAGUCUUCAGUGGAGUUUAACAUCCCUGGAUUGUGGGAUGUCAGUUCUGCAUAUGAUGUUUGGACUCUUAUUAAAGAAUAUUUUGCACCGAUAUGCUAUACAGCUGAAAUGAAAAGACUCAGUGACUUAUCUCAAGGUGAUCUCUCGGUAACAGAGUUUGGGAAUAGGGUUAAAAUCAUAUCGGCAAAUUUAGAAAAAUUCCGUCCUUCAUGUGCAUGUGACAGGACAUGCUGCUGUGCUCAGUUUGAUGUUUUUUACCAAAAACUAGUUCUGCGUAGUUUCCUGCGAGGGCUGAGUCUUGAUUUUGAGGUAAAUAUCAUGUCUAUGCAGCCUAUGCCGUCUUUAGAUCAAGCCAUUUCUGCUGUCGUGCAACUUGAAAAUGAAACGAGUGAUGAGUCAAAUAAUUCAGGCAAUUCGGGUGAUUCAGAUUCAACUAAGUCUAUAGAUUCACCUGCAGCUAUUGAUACUGUGCCACCACCUCAGGGGAAUCUUGAGCAGCAGGAGGAGAAUGUGCCACCACCUCAGGGGAAUUUUGAGCAGCAGGAGAAUGUGCCACCACCUCAGGGGAAUUAUUUUGAGCAGCAGGAGAAUGUGGGGAAUCUUGAGCAGCAGGAGAAUGUUCCACCACCUCAGGGGAAUUAUUUUGAGCAGCAGGAGAAUGUGGGGAAUCUUGAGCAGCAGGAGAAUGUGCCACCACCUCAGGGUAAUGGGCAGGAGAAUCAUAGUAUGCCAGCAGUACCACAAGGAACCGAUGCUGGUCAAAAUAUAAGAAGAAGAUUAAAGCCUUGCUACAGAGAUUCAGUAUACAAAAUCUCCAAAGGAGAUAUAAGGAGGCUUGCUAGGAGGGGGGGCGUCAAAAGGAUUCAAGGAAAUAUAUACCCUGACAUUCGUGCUUUGUUGAAGAUUUUUGUUGAAGACAUUGUGGCGAGAAGUUUUAGCUAUGCUGACCAUGCUCACAGGAAAACAGUCACAACGCGUGAUGUGGCACACGCCUUGAAAAGUAAGGGGAUGCAGUUCUACGGCUUUGAUGGCUAGAAGUACAAUGGAGUAGGAAGAAGCGAGGAAGCAUCAUAUUCACACUGCAGUGCAUUAAAAUGACACAUUAAAGCAAUUGUUUCACAAAAAAUAGUAUCUUUGUUUCAUAAAAUAGUAGUUGUACUUCUAGAUACCUUAAAGUAGUAUCUUUGUUUCACAAAAAAAAAAAUAGUAUCUUUGAACUUUUUGCAUAUCGCCAAAAAAUUCCAAAUUCCCUUAGGAUCUACCUUUGAUGACUUGAGAGUGUUGACCACAUGGUAAAUAGUAGUUUCUUCCUCUUUUUUAUUCACUAUGUUUUCUGGUUCUAUAAAUGAAAUGUUAAUCUGAUUG